Messenger RNA from Lytechinus variegatus (green sea urchin), 1124 nucleotides. RefSeq names its product dynein assembly factor 6, axonemal-like (gene dnaaf6). Gene Ontology annotation, molecular function: protein-folding chaperone binding; dynein intermediate chain binding. NCBI's taxonomy places the organism in Eukaryota, Metazoa, Echinodermata, Echinoidea, Temnopleuroida, Toxopneustidae. The record is from RefSeq and is a predicted model, not a curated record. Gene Ontology annotation, biological process: axonemal dynein complex assembly. The coding region runs from base 165 to 731 and encodes 188 amino acids. The transcript is spliced from 7 exons. Gene Ontology annotation, cellular component: cytoplasm.
GCGCUUAUUUUAAGCUUACCAUAACACAACAAACGAGUGAUUGGAUAUUAUGUUGGUGCUUCACUUCAGUUCUGGCUUUGAAGUUGGUUGGAUUGAUGCGAAUGCGGUAAUAGUUAUCAGUGAGAGCCAGGAGUCUUUGACAAAGUCUAUACAAGGCCAAGGAUAUGGAGUUCAUGGGUGCAAACAUUACUGCUCUGGCAAGCUUACUGAAAGAUGAAAAGGAAGAUGAAAGUGAUGAUGAACAGCUCUCAACACAGAAGGCUUGCAUUGGACCUGGUUCAAUAGGACCUCCAAAGAAACAACAACAAAGUAAAGCUGAUGUAGGUAAGAAAUCUAGUGAUACAAAGGAUAUCUGGGAUGCUGAAGCUGUUCCUGAAGGAUCAGAGUUUGAAGAUAUCUAUGAUCCAAGACCAGAACCAGAAUAUGACAUCAUCUUCAAGCAAGCUGUUACCUCAGAGGAUAUGUUCCUUCAGAUGGGUAGAAAAACACCGGCCACUUCAUCAUGUGAAGAUCUUGUGGUCAAAAUAAAACUACCAGGAGUAAAUUAUGCAGAAGUUGAAUUAGAUGUUAAGGACAAAUUUCUGGAUUGCAGGACACCAAAUCAUAAACUUGGUCUUCAUCUUCCCCAUCCUGUUGAUAGUAAGAAUGGUAAAGCUAAGUGGGAUGGAGAUCAAGAAAUGUUGACUGUUACCCUAAGGAUGACCAGGGAAUAUGACUUUGUCAAUUUCUGAUGGAAUAAAACUUUGUGGACCUAUGAUGACAUUGAUCUUGGGAGGAUUAUAUCAUUUAGGAGCUGAAUGUGGAGUGAUCGAUUAAUUUCAGAUGAUAGAAUACGACUUCACUACAUUCUGAUGAAAUAAACCUUUGUGGACCUAUGAUGACAAUGAUCUUGGGAGGAUUGUAUCAUUUGGGAACUGAAUGUAGAGUGAUCGAUUAAUUUCAGAUGAUGGAAUAUGAUUUCACUACAUUUUGAUGAAAUGAACCAUUUUGGACCUGUGAUAAUGUCGAUCUCAGAAGAAACAUUUCAGGUAAUGAACAUGGAGAGGUCAAUUGAUUUAAGGUUAUCAACUUCUAACAGCUACUAAGGUGAAAAAUUUUAUUCAAUCCAGCUACAGCCACCAGGA